Messenger RNA from Lutra lutra (Eurasian river otter), 4394 nucleotides. RefSeq names its product TNF superfamily member 14 (gene TNFSF14). The record is from RefSeq and is a predicted model, not a curated record. The transcript has 4 exons. Lineage: Eukaryota; Metazoa; Chordata; Mammalia; Carnivora; Mustelidae. Gene Ontology annotation, molecular function: tumor necrosis factor receptor binding. Gene Ontology annotation, biological process: immune response. Bases 2413 to 3138 code for a protein of 241 amino acids. Gene Ontology annotation, cellular component: membrane.
GCUGGGUGGAUCCAACUCUUGAUUUUGGCUCAGGUCGUGAUGUCAGGAUCAUGAGAUCGAGCCGCAUGUGGGGUUCCACACUCAGAGCAGAGUCGGCUUGGGAUUCACUCUAUGACAGCACAGACCAUGGGAGGUGGUGAGAUGUUGGCCGUCGGUCAGAGAGGGGACACUGGGAGCAGAAUGUGGAGCAGGCAGAGGGAAACCCCCCUAGGUGGGCAUCUGUGGCUUGCUAUAGUGCUCUCUCCAGAGGGUUGCUCCUGGGCAGACAGAGGGAAUGGCUGCAUUUGGCCCGUAGGAUGUAAUUGGUUAACCGCUUGGGUGCUCAGUGGGAAGCCAUGGCAAGAUUUUAAGCAGGGGAGAGAUGAAGGCUGGCAUAUGUGUUUAAAAAGUUGAUGGAGGGGCGCCUGGGUGGUUCAGUCAUUAAGAGGCUGCCUUUGGCUCAGGUCAUGAUCCCAGGACUCCCAGGAUCGAGUCCCGCGUCUGGGCUCCCUGUUCCACGGGGAGCCUGCUUCUCCCUCUCCCACUCUCCCUGCUUGUGUUCCCUCUCUCUGUGUCAAAUAAAUAAAUAAAAAUCUUAAAAAAAAAAAAAGCCAGUGGAAGCUGUUCCAUUCCAGGCUAUAACUGAAAGACCUAGAACUGGUGCCCAGACAAAUACGUGGGCACACGGGGUCCUGGCAGUGCUUCGCACCAUAGCCAAAGGGUGGGAACAACAGAAACAUCCCUCAGGGCAUAAGCGGGCAAGCAAAAGGCGAUAUGUCCAUGAGCUCGAACACUCCUCAGCCCUGAAACAGAAGGGAGCUCUGGCACACACAGCAACGUGGAUGAAACUUGAAAACAGGACAUCCAGUGAGAGAAGCCAGACGCAAAAGACCAUACGUUGCCUGUUUCUGCUUUUAUGAACUCUCUGGAAUGUUCUGAACAGGUGACUCCGUAGAGCAGGAAAGCGGACUAGCGGUUGCCCGAGGCUGGGGGGGCCCAGGGGUCGGGAGUGGCCGCUUUAUGGGAAGGGGCUCACCUUUCCAGGCACUGAAGACGUCUGGGAAGGAGAUAGAGUCGCCUGACAUUGUAAAUAUCCUAAAUGCCAUUGAGCUGCUGGCUUCAAAAUGGUUAGUUUUAUGUGAUGUGAAUUUCGCCUCCAUAAAAUUAAAUUAAGUUAAAAAUAAAAUAAAAUAAACAAGCUCACGCUAGGUAGAGGGCAGAGAAUGAAUUACGAGAUGGCAAGAGGGAAAGAGAGUGACGAGCCACAAACCACAACCGGCCAGAGCCAGAAUCGGCAGGUUGGGCCACUGUAACAAGACCCCUACACUGGGGGAGGCGGUGGCGGGAGGGGGCGGGGGCCUUAAACAACAGACAUUUAUUUCUCAGUGUUCUGGAGGCUGGGGGUCUGAGAGGCCGGUGCCAGUGUGGUUGGGCUCUGGUCAGGGCUCUCUUCCCGGCUUGCAGACCCAAAAAGAGAGCAGAUCUCCCAGUAGGGCACUCAUCCCAUUCCAGAGGACUCCACGUUCAUGACCUAGUCCCCUCCCCCAAGACCCCACCGCCAGAUACUGUCACUUUCAGGAUCAGGACUUCAGCAGAGGACUGGGGAAGGGAAACAAACAGUCCACAGCACUCGGGCAAGGUGGGAACAGUGGGUGUACCCACGGGGGGCUUGGGUGGAGGUCUGCCUUGGAGACUGAGUCACCGGGGCUUUGCUGAAAGGUGGGAUGUGAGGGAUGAGAAAAGACGGGGCUACACAGGCUAAUUCAGGGUGCCCCCCAGGACAACUCCCAGACCAAUAGUUCCUCCACCUGACUGUGAGUUCCCAUUAAAACUUGCAUGCACACACACGUGCACACACACGCACACACACGUGCACACACACACCCUAUGGAAAUCACUCUUGUAUUUCCCGCCGCUCUUACUACCCUCUAACACACUGUAGAGUGUCUUCUUAUUUACCAGGCUCGUUGUCUCUCGCCCCACUGGAGUAGGAGUCCAGAAGACCAGGGGCUUUGGUCUCUCUUAUUCACGGCUGUGCCCUCCAACCUAGAACAGUGCCCAGCACACGGGAGAUGAUCUAGAAAUAUUUGGUAACAGAGUCAAUGAGGCGGCCGCAGGGAAAAGCUGGGGCCUCCCCGCUCGGUCCCUACCUGAGUCACAUCUUCAGAUGCCCCUGGAAAGUGUGAGAGGCCACAUGAGUGAGAGUGAGACGGGGCCAGCCUGGGGGUGGGGGGACAGGAAGAAGAGGAGGGCCAGUGGGGAAAGGGGAGGGGCUGAACCCCUGCUCUAAAGGCAGCCCCGGGACCCACGGGUGCCUGUCUGCAGCGUGCAAAGCCCAGGAGGCUUGGGCAAUUGUGGUUUCCUCCCUGCCCUCGGGGACGCAGCCGUACUAGCCCAGCCCCCCGCGUGUCUCAGGACCUCAUCUGCUCAGGCAUGGAGGAGACAGUUGUGCGACCUUCGGUGUUCACGGUGGACGGGCAGACCGACAUCCCAUUCAGGAGGCUGGGGCACAGGCGUCGGAGAUGGCCCUGCAGUGCAGCCCAGCUGGGCCUGGGCUUCCUGCUGCUGCUGCUGGCCGCCGGGUUGGCCGUCCAGGGCUGGUUCCUGCUUCAGCUGCACUGGCGCAUGGGGGCUAUGGUCACACCCCUGCUGGACGGAGAUGCGGAAUCCUGGAAGCAGGUGAUGCAAGAGCGGAGGUCCUAUCAGACCAACCCAGCCGCACACCUUACAGGAGCCAAUUCCAGCCUGACGGGCAGCGGGGGCCCGCUGCUCUGGGAGACGAAGCUGGGCUUGGCCUUCUUGAGGGGCCUCGGCUACCGCGAGGGCUCCCUGGUCAUCGCCCGGGCCGGCUACUACUACGUCUACUCCAAAGUGCAGCUGGGAGGCGUGGGCUGCCCGCCGGGGCUGAGCGGCAGCCUGCCCAUCACCCACGGCCUCUACAAGCGCACACCCCGCUACCCCGAGGAGCUGGAGCUGCUGGUCAGCCGGCGGUCCCCCUGCGCGCGGGGAGCCAACUCCCGCGUGUGGUGGGACAGCAGCUUCCUGGGGGGCGUGGUGCACCUGGACGCCGGUGAGGAGGUGGUGGUCCGCGUGCCCGAGGAGCGCCUGGUCCGACUCCGCGACGGCACCCGCUCCUACUUCGGGGCUUUCAUGGUGUGAAGGAAGGAGUGACCGCAGAUCACGGGGGUUGGGCAGGCAGCGGGACCUCAGAGGUGCUUUGGGGAGCCCCAAACUCAGCAAGCAAAGGGCUCGGCGGGCACCUCCAGGGGCCGAGGACCCAGCCACGCCGAAGGCUGAAGACCCAGCGGGCACCAAAGGAAACCCUGUGGACCCUGCCACGGGCUGUCCUGAAGACAAAGACCCGCGGACUCGGGGGUCUGGAGGCCCCCAGUGGGGGAUAGCUAAUCUGCCUGAUAUUCAGGAAGAAAGGGCGAGGGGUGGGUAUUUAUGAUUUUGAUUCAGAGAAGAGUGGGACUUGGGGGUCCGGGGACUUGGCUGAAGACAGGAAGCCUCACUCUCAUGAGCGUGGGCAGCUGGGGGGAGAGAGUCAUCAUCAAGACUCCUCCGUGUGGACAGCCCAGCCCAGGCCCACCCACGGCCACAGUCACAUAUUCAAGUUCCGCCGGCAGCCGCCUGGCCCCCCCUUCUUCUGGCCGUGUGAGGUUAUUCUCAGAGACUCUGCACAGCCCGUGUGCCGCAUGCCGGUAAUUGUGUGACAACCGGCUCUCCCGGGAGGGAAGAGACUUUGUAGUAUCUGCAAUUUCCUUGGUGUCGUUACUCCCAUGGCGGCUGGUUUCCUGCUACCAAGGCAUCACCUGUGGGCCAGCUCCUGGCUCUGUCGCAUUCCUGUCCCACUAGGACGUGCCGUGGUGUUUCAGCACCCAGGUCAGGGCCUGGCCCCUGGAAGGCACCUGGAAAACGCUUGCACAGAGGAAGCCCUGAGGGUGGAAACGAAGGAAGGAAGAAGGAAGGAAGCGGGGGAGGGCCUUGGAGGGAGCGAGAAUGCAGACACACCUAGGGUGUCACAGAGAAUCACACAGCCCCACAAUUGCUUUAACAACUGCACUCAUACACACAAAGCAUCGUAUUCUCGCACAACUACACACCCGUCAUAGCGUCACAAAUAGUCACAGACAUUAUGUGAGAACCACAUAUGAACAGUCAUACCCAAGUCAUCAUCACAACCACAGUCACCCACAGGGGCCGUACAGUCACAUCAAGUGUGACACAUGGGAUGCCAUGAUCAUCACACUGGACUUCCUCGUGCUGUGUCAUGGUCACACACAUCACACACACAACAUCACACACACAUGCAUGCAGCCUAAGGUUUCUCCCACCCAAGACGGAUACAUCCUGGGAUGAGGACCAGACUCUGUCUGAAACCCUGGGCUCCCUGACCACGGGUCUUGGAAAUA